UGCAAUCACUACGAAGGUGGAAAUUCCUCACCGGUUGAGAAACACUGCGCUAGACUAAACAGCAGACUUAGAACAACAGCAGCAACAAAAAGUGCGUGCCAUUCUGCCAGGAAGCAUCCAACGUCUUCUCAAACUAUCCUAGCUUCCAAUCUCGUCGUGAUGGCACGUUUCCAAACAAUAGCUUGUUCAUGUAUAAAUAAAUCUCCAACCGUUACCAGCAAGCUCACUGCUGGGCGCACACCAGUUGGCGCUAAAUUAGUUGUUAAUGAUUUUAUAAUUGGCUGGUUGAGUUGUUAGUAAAAGUGACGAUGCUUGCGGUAAUUAGUUUGAUUGUGAUGCUAAACGUUGGCGUUGGUUUGGGAGAAUUGUUGCCUCUGAUUGAAAACGUGGUUUGUCCUGCCGAUUCUGCUAAUGUAACGGCUUGCAUCAUCGAAGCGGUACAAACUAUCAAGGAACCACUCAUUACCGGUGAUUACGGCGAUGGAGUCAAGGGGAUCGUGCUGGAUCCUUACGUGAUCAACAAACUGGAAGUUAAUCGCGGUCCAAGCUUCAAGGCAUCGUUGAAGAAUGUACUCAUUACGGGUGUGAGAAACUUCCAAAUUGAAAAAUUACGAACUGAUUUGAGAAAGAAGAAGUUCUUGGUUGCAGUCACCUUUCCGGAUCUGGUCGUUCGAGGACAAUACAAACUCGAAAUGAACAUAGUUCUACUGAAACUCACCGGAAAUGGGCCGUUCAAUCUGACUGAUGAUCCACUGCUCAAAGUGAACUUGGAAUUCUACACCGACAAGAAGAAUGUGGUCUUUACGAGACCUGUCCAUGUUGACUUGGAGUUCGUCCAUCCGCAGCUCUAUCUGGGCAAUCUGUUCAACGGGGAUCCCAAACUGGAGGCCAUCGAUAACCAAGCCAUCAAUGACAAUCCAAACAUUCUACUGAACGAACUUAAGCCCGAGCUGGAACGACACUUUGAAGAGUCUUUCUACCAGAUUGCUUCUACGAUCACGAAGGGAGCCUCUGCUGACGAACUAUUUCCGGGAUAUUAAGCUAGAUACAGAAAUAAAAGGCGCCCAACCAA
Molecule: messenger RNA, 1072 nt
Organism: Culex pipiens pallens (northern house mosquito)
Lineage: Eukaryota; Metazoa; Arthropoda; Insecta; Diptera; Culicidae
Exons: 4
Coding region: 309-1040 (243 amino acids)
Source: RefSeq, a predicted model, not a curated record